Messenger RNA from Exophiala mesophila, 1772 nucleotides. RefSeq lists its product as uncharacterized. The record is from RefSeq and is a predicted model, not a curated record. Gene Ontology annotation, cellular component: nucleus; cytoplasm. NCBI's taxonomy places the organism in Eukaryota, Fungi, Ascomycota, Eurotiomycetes, Chaetothyriales, Herpotrichiellaceae. The coding region runs from base 43 to 1650 and encodes 535 amino acids. Gene Ontology annotation, biological process: protein phosphorylation; mitotic cell cycle; intracellular signal transduction. The transcript has 2 exons. Gene Ontology annotation, molecular function: ATP binding; histone H3T3 kinase activity.
GUCCGUUCAUGUCUCACCGAAAUUUCUCGUGUCUGCAGGAAGAUGGCGGACGGAUUUGUUGCUCUCGGAGAGAUCCGCAAUUCGCAGCGACCGGGUCGUCGCGGGGAAAAGACCUAUGGCAAGAAGAAACCCAAUAUGGCUCACACCAUGGCAUUGCAUUUCGAUCUCUUUGGUGGAGGGAAUCAGAAUAACAACGACAACAAGCUUGUGAAGAAAACGGCUCAAAUGACGGUGACGGAGCAAGAGACCGUGAUGGAGCCUCCUGUGCAUGUGAAUGUGGAUGAUGAGAGUGCCACAAAAGAAAAAUUGCCAACCAACAUGUCAAGGCCGCACAAGUCAAUGGAUUUGAAUCCCAGGUUGAGAGGACGGCGGAAGGCUACGGCUUCUCGAAAGGUAGUGACACUUGGGCAGGACAAACUCCAGGCUGUAAAGCCACUGCUAUCACUGGUCCAAGGCCAAGUUCGAGACUUUUUCGAGUUUGGCAAAAGUAUGGGCAAGAAAUACGAUUGCGUCAAACUGGGCGAAGGAGCAUUUGCAGAUGUUUUCAAAUUCACGGCCAAGGACGCAGUUGAAGCAUCUAAACUCGAAAGUUAUGGCGGCUUGGUGUGCAAAGUGAUUCCCUUCAACCUUGAAAACUCUGGCAGCGACGAUAUUGCCGACCUCGAAUCCGUCAGUCGUGAAGUGCGGACUCUUUUCGCUCUCGACCCACUUCCUGGCUUUGUUCGGUGUAGAGGGGCACAUGUUGUGAGUGGCAAGUAUCCCGACAUUCUGCUGGAUGCCUUCAAUCUGUACAAAACCACGAAUACAGCGGAAGCAGUCAAUCCGGACCCUACCACGGCGUUUCCUCCAGAUCAAAUGUAUGUCAUCAUCGAGAUGAAUGACGCUGGAUCCCCGAUCUGCAAGUUCAAAUCAUUAUCGGCUUUUCAGGCCUUUGACACAUUCUGGAUGACCGCUAUGAUUCUCCAUCAAGCUGAGCAGAGUCUGGAGUUUGAGCAUCGGGAUUUGCAUGACGGCAAUAUCUGCUAUCGACAACGAUUGCCGAAAGGAGAAAAUGACAAAAGAGAAGAAGACAUCACAGAGAUGACCAAGCUUCCGGAAGCUAGCGUGGGUUUAUCAGACCUUGGCAUCACCAUCAUCGACUACACGUUGGCUCGAGCAAAGCUCAAAGAUGGAGACGAUGAUAUUGUGGUUUACGAUCCGAUCGAGUUCUGGGACGGUAAUGAUGCUGGAAGUGACAACCCUUCGGACCAGAAACAGUAUGAUACUUAUCGACAAGUCCGCGACUUGGCACAAGUGGCAGAGAAGUCGGCGGCAGCGAUGGCGGAGCUGGACGGUACCAAUGUAGAGGCGACUCACAAGUAUCAGAGGUUUCUUCCAAAGUCCAAUGUCAUGUGGUUGGGGUAUCUGGUGAUGAACUUGCUUCUCAGGAGAAGUGGAGGUCGAGGGGAUUAUCUUCAGGGCAGCUCUCGAGUUGCAAAGAAGCUGCAGCUCAAUAUGUGGACGAGGCUGGAGCAGGUUGAUGCAUAUAUCAACAAGACCACCGCCGAGUUGAUGCCCACUAGUGCAGGCGAUCUAUUGGAAACGGCGGUGGACCAAGGCUGGCUGUCCAAGUCUGAUAUUGAAGCGUGCAAGGCACUGCUGGAGGAGUGAGAAAAGGUCGAGGGCGAUCGACGAAUUGUUGACUUGGCAUUUGGUGUGUUGGUAGGCAAAAGCAUCCAAGCGGAUUAAUUGAGUCUAGCUAUGACGAUCUCAUGAAUGACGAUGAAUUGACC